AAACGGUUCCGCUUCUUCACUUCACCUACUUUUUCUCUCCCUCUCACACACUCUCUUCGUGUUUCCAAAAAUGACAACCACCGACUCAACCGUCGCACCUCCGUCGCAAUCCGCCGCCUUCACGUCACUAAAACCGCAUCUCUUCGUUCAAUCCGAUAAGGCAAACGACGCCGUUUCCUUCUACAAAUCGGCGUUUGGCGCUGAAGAAGUGAACCGCGUCAAUCAUCCCAAACGGAAAGCCGAUCAGGAGCUCCCUCUUCUUCUCACUGCUGAAAUCAAAAUCGGUCCUUCUUCGAUUCUCAUUUCCGAUGACUCCGCCGUUCCCGUGAAAGGUGUGACUAGUACUGGGCUGGUGUUCUGCAUGGAAACAGACAACAUUGAUGCCGCUGUGGAAAAGGCUGUCAAAGCUGGUGCUGUUACAGAAGGUGAGAUCACUCAAGGUAUUCAAGGGGAUGGCGCGUGCUGUGGUGGGCGCGUGGCCAAGGUGAAGGAUCCGUACGGUAUCGUCUGGCUCUUCUGCACUCCUGCUGCCAAGAAGUCUGCUGACGUGGAAGCUUAAUAAUCGUUUGAUCAAAAGACGUUUUGCUAUUCAGAUGGUAGUAGAUGGUUUUAAAAUGACUUUUGGUGGCUGGUAACAAGGGUAAUUUUAGUUUUUCUUUUAAGUGGUAAUUAGUAACUUUGAUGUAAUGAAUCAUGAUAUGUGGUUGGUGCUAACUACAAUUUUCAGAAUCAAAUGGCUAUCUUAACAUA
Messenger RNA from Erigeron canadensis, 750 nucleotides. RefSeq lists its product as uncharacterized. The transcript is spliced from 2 exons. Lineage: Eukaryota; Viridiplantae; Streptophyta; Magnoliopsida; Asterales; Asteraceae. The record is from RefSeq and is a predicted model, not a curated record. The coding region runs from base 71 to 559 and encodes 162 amino acids.